AUGAAGUUUGGUCGCCGCAUCAAGGACUCGCGCUACUCGGAGUGGGCAGACCAGUACAUCGACUACUCUGCGCUCAAGAAGCAGAUCAAGAAGAACCUGCCAUGGACAGCCGAGGCCGAGGUGGAAUUUAUCGCGUCACUCACUGGCGAACUUGAAAAGUGUGAGAGCUUCCAGCGCCAGAAGGCGCAGGAGAUCAACCUCCGCAUCGACAAGCUCGAGAAGGAGGUGUACGACCUUGUCGCCAAGGCUACCGCCGAGGACAGCGGUGACGACGUAUCGUCGGAUGAGCCACCCACGGAGCGCGAAGUCGAGGCGCAGGUCGACAGCUACGUCGACGAGGAUGGAGGAUCGGACGAUGAUGACGACGACCGAGAUGAGGACGACGAGCCAAUGAGCCUCGACGAUAUUGAGGAACGCUUCAAGGAGCUCGAGGAGGAGGUCGCGGUUCUCGUGGCCGACGUGCACGACCUUGCGCUCUUCACCAAGCUCAACUUUACCGGCUUUAUCAAGAUUGUCAAGAAGCACGACAAGCUCACCGGCUUCCAGUUAAAGCCGUCCUUCAACAAGGAGGUCCUGGAGAAGCACCCAUUCUACAAGAUGAACUAUGACGUCGUAAUAGUAAAGCUCUCCAAGCUCUUCGACCUUGUCCGCACACGCGGUAACCCUGUCGAGGGCGACUCUUCUGCCGGUGGCAGCCAGAACGCGUUCGUGCGCAGUACGACCAAGUACUGGGUACACGAGGAGAACAUUGUGCCACUCAAGCUCAACGUACUAAAGCACCUGCCAGUGCUCGUGUUCGACCCCAACAAGGAGUUCGACGUCAAGGACUCGGCCAUCACGUCCAUCUACUACGACAACGAGGAUCUCGAGCUGUAUCUCGGUCGCCUCGAGAAGACCGAGGGUGCAGAGGCUAUCCGUAUGCGUUGGUACGGUGACGUCGACGGCAAGGUCGUCUUCGUCGAGCGCAAGACGCACCGUGAAGAUUGGACAGGCGAGAAGUCGGUCAAGGAGCGCUUCACCAUCAAGGAAGACAAGCUCAACGACUUUUGCGCGGGCCGCUACACGAUGGACGCUGAGUUUGACGCACUUGUUGCCAAGGGCAAGAAGACGGAGAAGGAAGUUGAGAACAUGAAGCAACUCGCCGACGAGAUUCAGUACGCCAUUGUCACGCGCAAGCUGUGCCCCGUCAUGCGGUCGUUCUACAACCGUACCGCGUUCCAGCUACCUGGGAACGCGUCUGUGCGCAUCUCACUCGACACCGAGCUCACGCUCGUGCGCGAGGACAGCUUUGACGGUGUGGACCGCACAAACGGCAACUGGCGCCGCACGGACAUGGGCAUCGACUUCCCCUUCCCGACCGUGAAGAAGCAGGACAAGGAGCUGUUCCCGUACGCGGUUCUCGAGGUCAAGCUGGCCACGCGUGUGGGCGAGGAGCCUCCUCAGUGGAUCCGCGACCUCGUCCACUCGCACCUUGUCGAGGCCGUCCCCAAGUUCUCCAAGUUCAUUCACGGCUGCGCGACGCUCCUUCCCGAGCGUGUGGACCUCGUACCCUUUUGGCUGCCCCAGAUGGACGAGGACAUCCGGAAGCAGCCGAGUGCGGAAUCUCGUGUGCUCAUCGAGCGCCCUGUCUCGCAGACACAUAGUGCCGAAAGCAGUUCGCAAGCCCACUCCCAGCCCAACUCGCCGCACAUGGACGGCACCGACACGUACCAGGAGCCCGUGUCCGAGGGCGAGGACGACGAAUACCUUGUCGAGGCGUCGGCGACGAACGAGGACGCACAUCUUCGACUGCCAGCCGAGGCGGCCGAGGAGGCCAAGGCGGCGCGCGAGCAUCGCGAGCGUAACUUACGCUCUGGGCCCGACUCGAGUGGUUUCCAGCGCCCCGCACCUAAGAAGUACCACCGUGGGCUGGGUGUGGACCCUCUGCAGCCGUCGAACAAAUUCGACUCAAACGUGAGCGCCCUCGAUGCCAAGUUGCACGACGCGGCGAAGCGGGGGCAUCGCGAAUCAGACGACGACGCCGAGGAUGCAGAUGAGGGGGGCGAGGACGAGGGCGAUCCGAAUCACGUCGAGUUCACGCGCGAGUUCCGCGCGCCGACGGGAAAGCGUAUCGCGAUCCCCGUCCGCAUCGAGCCCAAGGUCAUCUUUGCGACUGAGCGCACCUUCCUCAAGUGGCUGCACUUUGCUGUCCUCCUCUCUGCCGUCUCGAUUACUCUGAUAAACUUUAUCCCGCCCGGCGACACGGUCGGCUUUAUUGCUGCUGCGUGCUUCACUUUCACGGCGCUGAUGGCCACCGCAUACUCGGGCGUCAUGUAUGCGUGGCGCGUCCUGCGUAUUCGUGCGCGCCGCGCCGUAGACUACCACGACAAGUAUGGGCCGACGGCGCUGUGUCUCGCCCUCAUUGCUAGCGUUCUCGUCAACCUCAUCCUCCGUGUUCGCGAGCUGUAG
Messenger RNA from Cutaneotrichosporon cavernicola, 2448 nucleotides. RefSeq lists its product as uncharacterized. Lineage: Eukaryota; Fungi; Basidiomycota; Tremellomycetes; Trichosporonales; Trichosporonaceae. Gene Ontology annotation, cellular component: fungal-type vacuole membrane; vacuolar transporter chaperone complex. The transcript is spliced from 2 exons. The record is from RefSeq and is a predicted model, not a curated record. Bases 1 to 2448 code for a protein of 815 amino acids.